ACCCCGAGGCGCGACCCGACCGGCCCGCGUGGAGUCCCGGCAGGGCCAGGUCAGGCCGUCCGGAGCCGGUGGCGUGCGGUGUAGGCUGAGGGCCAGCGGGGACGUGCGGCAGAAGCCAAGAGCAUGAGGACCUGGGGCGCCGAGCUGCUCUGCGCCGCCGCGCUGCUCCUGGGGGCUGCGGGGGCUGCAGCCCAAGAUACCUGCAGCCGAAAUGAGUUUCAGUGCCAGGACGGGAAAUGCAUCUCCAGACGGUGGAUCUGUGAUGGCAGCCCUGAGUGUCCAGACGGCUCGGAUGAAUCCCGGGAGACCUGCACGUCUGUCACCUGCAAAGCGGACGACUUCAGUUGCGGAGGCCUCGUCAACCGCUGCAUCCCUGACUCCUGGCGAUGUGAUGGCCAGAUAGACUGCCAAAACGGCUCAGACGAGCAAGGCUGUGGCCCCAGGACCUGCUCGGCCGGGGAGUUCCGCUGCCAGGACGGCAGGUGCAUCUCGCAGCAGUUCGUGUGCGACGGGGACCGGGACUGCCUGGACGGUGCGGACGAGCUGGCCUGCCCGGCGCGCACCUGCGGCCCAGCCGACUUCCGCUGCAACUCGUCGGCCUGCAUCCCCGAGCUGUGGGCCUGCGACCAGGACCCGGACUGCGACGACGGCUCGGACGAGUGGCCGCAGCGGUGCGGGGCGGCGCCGGCCCCGCCCGGCCCCUGUGCGGCGCUCGAGUUCCACUGCGGCAGCGGCGAGUGCGUGCACAUCAGCUGGCGCUGCGACGGCGGGGCCGACUGCCGCGACCGGUCCGACGAGCACGCCUGCGCUGUGGCCACCUGCCGCCCUGACGAGUUCCGGUGCUCCGACGGGUCCUGCGUCCACGGCAGCCGCCAGUGUGACGGGGAGUACGACUGCAGCGACAUGAGUGACGAGCUCGGCUGUGCCAACGUGACACUGUGUGAGGGUCCCAACAAGUUCAAGUGCCACAGCGGGGAGUGCAUUGCCAUGGACAAAGUGUGCGACUCGGCCAGGGACUGCCGGGACUGGUCUGACGAGCCCAUCAAGGAGUGUGGGACCAAUGAGUGUGCUGACAACAAUGGGGGCUGUUCUCACGAAUGCCAGGACCUCAAGAUUGGCCACCAGUGCCUGUGCCCCAACGGCUUCCGGCUAGUGGACCAGCACAGGUGCCAAGAUAUAGAUGAGUGUCAGGAGCUUGACACGUGCAGCCAGCGAUGCGUGAACCUGGAGGGCGGCUACAAAUGUGAGUGCGAGACGGGCUUCCAGAUGGACCCCCACACCAAAGCCUGCAAGGCUGUGGGCUCCAUCGCCUACCUUUUCUUCACCAACCGCCAUGAGGUGAGGAAGAUGACGCUGGACCGCAGCGAGUACGUCAGCCUCAUCCCCAACUUGAAGAACGUGGUUGCUCUGGAUACCGAGGUGGCCAGCAACAGAAUCUACUGGUCCGACAUCUCCCAAAGAAAGAUCUACAGCACCCAGAUCGACCGUGCCCCCAACGCGUCCUACAACACCAUCCUCAGCGUCAACCUGCAGGCCCCUGACGGGCUGGCUGUGGACUGGAUCCACGGCCACAUCUACUGGACCGACUCCGUCCUGGGCACCGUGUCUGUGGCCGACACCAGGGGCUCCAAGAGGAAGACGCUGGUGCAGAAGAGUGGCUCCAAGCCGCGGGCCAUCGUGGUGGACCCGGUGCAUGGCUUCAUGUACUGGACAGACUGGGGCACCCCUGCCAAGAUCGAGAAAGGUGGCCUGAAUGGCAUGGAUGUGUACUCGCUGGUGACAGAAGACAUCCAGUGGCCCAAUGGCAUCACUUUGGAUCUUGCCAGUGGCCGCCUCUACUGGGUUGAUUCCAAACUCCACUCCAUCUCCAGCAUCGAUGUCAACGGAGGUAAUCGAAAGAUCAUCCUAGAAGAUGAGAAGCGGCUAGCUCACCCUUUCUCCUUGGCCAUCUUUGAGGAGAAAGUAUUUUGGACAGAUAUCAUCAAUGAAGCCAUUUACAGUGCCAAUCGCCUCACUGGCUCAGAUGUGAAUUUGAUGGCCGAAAACCUCUUGUCCCCUGAAGAUAUUGUCUUGUUCCACAAUAUCACCCAGCCAAGAGGAGUAAACUGGUGUGAGAGGACCGCUCUCCCCAAUGGUGGCUGCCAAUAUCUGUGUCUGCCUGCUCCUCAGAUCAACUCCCACUCCCCGAAGUUCACCUGUGUCUGUCCAGACGGCAUACUGCUUGCCAAGGACAUGAGGAGCUGCCUCCCAGAGGCGGAGCCUGUACCAAGCACUCAGAGGCCAGCCACCAUCAAAACUGUGGUCAGCACUACAACAGGGAAACCAAGGCACAAAGACACCCAGCCUGUUUCCAGCACUUGGAGGAGCCCGGUGGGCACAGUGGCACUCACCACGGCGCAGUCCCUGAUCAUGUCCUCACAAGCUCAGGGAGACGUGGCUGGCAGAGGCGCCGAGGGGCAGCGGCAGGGGGUGGGAGCCCUGUCCAUCGUGCUCCCCCUUGCCCUGCUCGGCCUCCUGGGCUUCGUGGCCUUCCUGGUCUGGAAGAACUGGCGCUUGAAGAACGUGAACAGCAUAAAUUUCGACAACCCCGUGUACCAGAAGACAACGACGGAGGAUGAGGUCCACAUCUGCCGCAACCAGGACGGCUACACCUACCCCUCGAGACAGAUGGUCAGCCUGGAGGACGACCUGGCGUGACCCCCAACGCCGGGCCUGGAGGCGGAGCCGGCCCGCGACCCCGGAUGAAGACCCUGG
Perognathus longimembris pacificus (Pacific pocket mouse) is the source of this 2754-nucleotide messenger RNA. It is a transcript of the gene Ldlr, whose product is annotated as low density lipoprotein receptor. Bases 124 to 2697 code for a protein of 857 amino acids. NCBI's taxonomy places the organism in Eukaryota, Metazoa, Chordata, Mammalia, Rodentia, Heteromyidae. Gene Ontology annotation, molecular function: calcium ion binding; protein binding. The transcript has 18 exons. The record is from RefSeq and is a predicted model, not a curated record.